Molecule: messenger RNA, 1353 nt
Organism: Seriola dumerili (greater amberjack)
Lineage: Eukaryota; Metazoa; Chordata; Actinopteri; Carangiformes; Carangidae
Gene: mfap2
Product: microfibril associated protein 2
Exons: 9
Coding region: 114-617 (167 amino acids)
Biological process (GO): embryonic eye morphogenesis
Cellular component (GO): microfibril
Source: RefSeq, a predicted model, not a curated record
CAAUGUGGCGCUGCGAGGUCCUCCUGCACUCAGAGGACGCAUGAGAGCUGAGGAAAGUCGGAGCAAACUGAACCAAAGUUAGUGUUGAAGUCAGUCUACCUCCCAAAGUGACCAUGAGAGUCCUCCUACUAAUCUGCAUGCCAGUUCUGCUGCUCGCCCAGGCCCAGUACCAGGAAUCGUUUCCUUUUUUGGAGGACUAUGAUCCAGAUUAUCUUCCAGGGAAUCCAGAUACUGAAAACCAUGAUUCCCUUCCUGGAACCUACCAGCAGCAGGUUCGACUGGAGCCAGUGAUCCGUCCAGAAAAAUCAGGGUCCGAGUUGGAGACAGAGCCCACCGAGCCCGGGCCUCUUGAUUGCAGAGAGGAGCAGUACCCCUGCACCAGACUCUACUCUGUUCACAAGCCAUGCAAGCAGUGCCUCAACAGCCUCUGCUUCUACAGUUUGCGACGGGUAUACGUCAUCAACAAGGAGGUUUGCGUGAGGACCGUGUGUGCGCAUGAAGAGCUGCUCAGAGCGGACCUGUGUCGCGAUCAGUUCUCCCGCUGCGGCGUGGCAGCGCUGAGCGGACAGUGUGCAUCACUAGGAGGAAGCUGUGGAAAGAGCUGCGGUGGCUGCUGAUUGAGCACUGAGAUCAGGGACACUACCUGCCCAGAUACUGCCGCUUUUCUACCAACUCGUCCGCACCCUCUGACUUUGUCCGCCUUCUUCCCCGUUUCUCCUCCUCACUUCUCCUCGUGACUCCUCUGUACAACUCAUUACUCUUGUGCGAAAAGCACCUCUGUACCACUUCUCUGUAUCUUUUAUUUUUCCACAUGUAUGUCAGCCCAGUAGAUCCUGUGUGUAUGGUUAAAUAUACUCCAAAGAACGUUGAUGAUUGUAUAAAUCACUGGUGCUAUAAAAUCAUCACACUGGUGCUAUAAAAAGUUAACCUUUAGAGAUGCACAUAAAACUGCAGAACAUCUUUUUUCUAUUUUUUUGGCAUAUUGUAUCAUAUUAAUCUCAUGCUUUGUGUUUGUUCAUAUGUUACUGUACUUGUGUUGAGAAGCAGUCAUUGUCAAGAUGAUCAACUCAUCAAUGGCGGCCACUGUGCACUGACAUCAGACAAAACGAAUCAAUAUCCAGCCGUCAGCCGUCUCGUCCUUGAAGAUCAUGAGACGUGUGAAAGAAACAGGUGGUGAGUGACCUCAGCUUUUGUACUACUGCCACCUGGAUCUGUGCUUAGCAACCAAGCAGCAAGCUUAUAUAAAUAUAUUCCAGUGGCAACAAGUGCUCUGAAAAGGCAUCUCACAAACGGCCUCUGUACUACUGCUUUGUUAAACUGUCACUAUAAAGACUGAGGAAAAAAAUAAACUUU